CUCAUUCUGUCUGUUCUGAGUCAUGGCGACCUCUCUGCUCAGCAGGCAGCUGGUCCUCUCCCUCCAGCAGAACCUCAGGCUCACUGCACCAGGCUGCAGGUAUGUGAGUAAGGCAGCAGCUAAGACUCAGGUGGAGUUUGAAUACGAUGGGCCGUCCAUGAAGACCGAGGUCCCAGGACCCCGUUCCAAGGAGCUGACCAAACAGUUGGGAGAGAUUCAGAACGUGGGAGCAAUCAAUUUCUUCUGUAACUAUGAGGAGAGCAGAGGAAACUACCUGGUGGACGUGGACGGAAACCGCAUGCUGGACGUCUACACACAGAUCUCCUCUAUUCCUAUUGGAUACAACCAUCCCUCACUCAUUAAAGUGAUGUCCAACCCCAACAAUAUGAGUGCGUUUGUGAACAGGCCAGCUCUUGGGAUCAUGCCACCCGAGAACUUUCCAGAAAAGCUGGCAGAAAGCCUUCUCUCAGUUGCUCCUAGUGGUAUGAGCCGUGUUCAGACCAUGGCCUGUGGAUCCUGCUCCAAUGAGAAUGCAUAUAAAGCCAUGUUCAUCUGGUACAGAAAUAAGGAGAGAGGCCACAACAACCCCUCUGAUGAAGACAUGAGCUCCUGUAUGAUCAACCAGAGUCCUGGCUGUCCAGACUUCAGCAUCCUGUCAUUUAUGGGUGGAUUUCAUGGCAGAACAAUGGGUUGCUUGGCAACGACGCACUCCAAGGCCAUCCACAAGCUGGAUGUGCCGUCAUUUGAUUGGCCGAUCGCUCCCUUCCCUAAACUGAAGUACCCUCUGGAGGAGUUCACACGGGAGAACGCACAGGAAGAGGCCCGCUGCCUGGAGGAGGUAGAGGACCUGAUAGUUCAGUGGCGUCAGAAGGGCCGGCCGGUGGCUGGGAUAGUGAUAGAACCCAUCCAGGCUGAGGGAGGAGACAACCACGCAACACCAGACUUCUUCAAGAAGCUACGGAACAUCGCACGCAAGCAUGGCAGUGCGUUCCAUGUGGAUGAGGUGCAGACAGGGGGAGGAGCUACGGGGAAGUUCUGGGCUCAUGAACACUGGGGGAUGGACGACCCUGCUGACAUCGUCUCCUUCAGUAAGAAGAUGCUCACUGGAGGUUAUUACCAUAAAGACGAGCUGCAGGCAGACAAGGCCUACCGUAUCUUUAACACGUGGAUGGGUGACCCGUAGAACCUGUUCCUGGCUGAGGUUCUGAACGUGAUCCGCAGAGAGAACCUUCUGGAAGAGGUGACCCGCUCUGGAAAGACUCUGCUACAGGGACUCUACCAACUACAGGACCAGUACCCUAACCUGUUGAGCAGUGCUCGGGGACAGGGGACAUUCUGUGCCAUCGACAUCCGUGAUGACGCCACACGAAACAGCAUCCUCCUCAAAGCCCGGGACAAGGGUGUUCUGCUGGGUGGCUGUGGAGAUCGGUCCAUCCGGUUCCGUCCUGCUCUGGUGUUUAAAGAGUACCAUGUUCACAUGUUCCUGAACGUGUUCAGCGACGUCCUGGCAGAACACAACUAGAACGCUGUCCCGGGUACCGUCCCCCACUGGACUGGGCCAAAACCCCAACAUAGGGCCGAGACCAACUGGGGACGCGGUGUAGGAGAGGGGAAGCACGAGAGUCUUAACCUAUAACAGAGGUUCACACAGUAACGCAUACACUUAAAAGGGAUGCUACGGGAUUUUGGCAAUGAAGCCCUUUUUUUUCUCCUUCCCCAGAGUCAGAUGAUACUCGUUGAUACCAUUUUUUUUAUGUUAUCUGUGUGCUGUUUGAAAGAAGUUGCUAACUAGCGCAAUUGCUAACUAGCGUUAGCGCAAUUGCUAACUAGCGCUAGCGCAAUGACUGGAAACGUUGGCUCGUGAAACUACCUCUAACUUCCUUCAACCUGGACACAGAGACAUAAAACUGGUAUCCAGGAGUUUAUCUGACUCUGGGGAAAGUAGAUAAAGGGCCUCACUGCCACAAUCCCGAAGUAUCCCUUUAACACAUACUCAAACACACACACUUGAAUUUGUCCCAUUGCUCAUGUGGCAGUCCUAGCAUUCCUCAUGUCCCAGUAAUGUCCUAAUGAUACGCCUGCAAAAAGGCACAAGCACAAAACAUAGUCAUAUUUUAGGUCAUAUCACACAAACCCUCCAACUCCCUAACAGAGGAAGGCACAGUGAGAUAUUUCAGGACAAACACACCUAACAGGAGUGGUUAUCAGCAAGCUAACCUAAACCAUGUUGUAGUGAUACAAAAUGGCCGCCGCACACCGAUUUUUAACCCCUGACCCUUGAGAUGUCCUCUGAGUGUCCUAGCUCUUUUUUAAAC
This is a messenger RNA of Oncorhynchus tshawytscha (Chinook salmon), 2315 nucleotides long. Its product is annotated as 4-aminobutyrate aminotransferase, mitochondrial-like. Gene Ontology annotation, molecular function: pyridoxal phosphate binding. The record is from RefSeq and is a predicted model, not a curated record. Gene Ontology annotation, cellular component: mitochondrion. NCBI's taxonomy places the organism in Eukaryota, Metazoa, Chordata, Actinopteri, Salmoniformes, Salmonidae. Gene Ontology annotation, biological process: GABA catabolic process.